Messenger RNA from Neurospora hispaniola, 637 nucleotides. RefSeq lists its product as uncharacterized. The coding region runs from base 132 to 377 and encodes 81 amino acids. The transcript has 3 exons. The record is from RefSeq and is a predicted model, not a curated record. NCBI's taxonomy places the organism in Eukaryota, Fungi, Ascomycota, Sordariomycetes, Sordariales, Sordariaceae.
CUUCUGACGACACAGGUCUCAAUCCAGUCUGAUUAGAAGAAUAGAACGUGUCGGCAGUUAGGCCUACAUCAAGAUAGGUUGAUCUCUAUCACCACCACCGAACACCUCACCAGCCACAACGUUCGUGCACCAUGCUUCCCUCAUCUACAGCGGUCAGCCUAAAUCAGGCUCCGCCUGCGCCAAUCCAGUGGUAUGACCAUGUCCUGCGAAAGAAGUAUCGGGAUCCUCUCAAGCUCAAGCAGGCUUUGACUGCGAUGUAUGGGGAGGGGAACUAUAGGAUCAAAGUCAGGGCGGAUCGGUGGAUUGUGACUAUUCCCAAAGAAAUGAGCAAUAUUGAAAUGGAUGAGCUUGAAAACUCAGUCUAUUCGCACUACUAGCAAUUUCGGGGGUGUCGAGGUUCAACAGGCAAUCUAGGAACGAGAUGCAAGGGGAAAGAAGAAAAAAAAAGAAAAGAAAAAGAAAGAAAGAAAGAGCAUGGAACGCAAACGGAUUUGAAACAAAAACAAAAACCAACACAAAUACAAGGCGUUUUGCCAGGGAAAGGAUGACCAUACAAGUUACCUCCCACGAUCCAGCAUGAUGUAAAGAUCAGUGGUAGGAAACGUAUAAUGAAAGCAAGGGAAAAAUAGGCGGUUGC